This is a messenger RNA of Podospora anserina S mat+, 471 nucleotides long. RefSeq lists its product as uncharacterized. Gene Ontology annotation, cellular component: ribosome; cytosolic large ribosomal subunit. Lineage: Eukaryota; Fungi; Ascomycota; Sordariomycetes; Sordariales; Podosporaceae. The transcript is spliced from 3 exons. Bases 1 to 471 code for a protein of 156 amino acids. Gene Ontology annotation, biological process: ribosomal large subunit assembly; translation. Gene Ontology annotation, molecular function: structural constituent of ribosome. The record is from RefSeq and is a predicted model, not a curated record.
AUGGCUCCCAAGGACGUUAAGAAAGGCGGUGCCUCCAAGGCUGGCAAGGGUGCUCAGGCGAAGAAGGCUGCUCAGGCUGCCCUCAAGGGUGUCCACGCCCACAAGAAGACCAAGGUCCGCCACAGCACCACCUUCCACCGCCCCAAGACCCUCCAGUUGUCUCGCGCCCCCAAGUACCCCCGCAAGUCGAUCCCCCACGCCCCCCGCCUCGACGAGCACAAGGUCAUCAUCCACCCCCUCAAUACCGAGGGUGCCCUUAAGAAGAUCGAGGAGCAGAACACCCUCGUCUUCAUCGUCGAUGUCAAGGCCAACAAGGCUCAGAUUAAGCUGGCUCUUAAGAAGCUUUACGACAUUGACACCGUCAAGAUCAACACCUUGAUCCGCCCCGACGGCUCCAAGAAGGCUUUUGCCCGCCUCACCGCUGAUGUCGAUGCCCUCGACAUUGCCGCCACCAAGCUCGGCCUCGUCUAA